AUAAUAAUCCAUUGGAGCGAAGAGAAGCUGUGCUGCAGCGAAGCUGAAGGCGAGUUUCUUUAGUUGAUUAGGGUUUUGCGCAGAGUUGUGAAGAGGGAAGCCAUGAGCAGGAGCUUGGGAAUACCAGUGAAGCUACUUCACGAAGCGACUGGUCAUGUAGUCACCGUGGAGCUCAAGAGCGGAGAACUCUACAGAGGAAGUAUGAUCGAGUGUGAAGACAACUGGAAUUGCCAACUCGAGAACAUUACCUACACUGCCAAGGAUGGAAAAACAUCCCAACUUGAACAUGUAUUCAUUCGAGGAAGCAAAGUCAGGUUUAUGGUCAUACCAGACAUGCUGAAGAAUGCUCCAAUGUUUAAGCGUUUGGAUGCUAGAAUUAAGGGCAAGGGUGCAUCACUUGGAGUUGGUAGGGGCAGAGCAGUUGCAAUGCGAGCAAAGGCUCAAGCUGCAGGCCGCGGAGCAGCUCCUGGUAGGGGCGUAGUACCGCCUGUACGGAGAUGAUUAGCCUUACAGUUACCUUUUCCUAUCCGCUUUCCAUCUUCCCUCUGCAUGCUGAAUGUGGAUAGCCAAACCAGAAACUUCCAUUUUCCCUCUGCAUGUUGAACGUUGGUAACCAAGUCAAAGGAGGUGGUAAUUGAGAAAAAAAAGAAAGCUAAUAUCCUGUGUGCUGUUCCAACAUCACGUGAGUUCAUGCCUUUUUUAUUAGUCAUCCUCGAAUGCUAUUUGUUAUUGAUGUCUGAUUUUUCGAUGCUAAUAGAAUAUGCUAGUUUAAAUUACAUUUGAGCUACAAGUUAUAUUGAAGAGUUGGUACGUCAUGCAGUGUGUGUGUGAAUUGAUUUACAGUGACAUAAAAUGUUGGAGGAAUGGCGUUUGGGUGAUUUGAAAGGGAAUUAUGAACACUUUUUGUUAACUUUAUAUCUCAAUUCAUAAAUCAAAUAAGAUUGAUUAAAAUAAUGUAUGUAUA
This is a messenger RNA of Prosopis cineraria, 964 nucleotides long. Its product is annotated as small nuclear ribonucleoprotein SmD3b-like. Gene Ontology annotation, cellular component: SMN-Sm protein complex; commitment complex; spliceosomal tri-snRNP complex. The record is from RefSeq and is a predicted model, not a curated record. Gene Ontology annotation, biological process: RNA processing; spliceosomal snRNP assembly. The transcript is spliced from 5 exons. Bases 103 to 501 code for a protein of 132 amino acids. Lineage: Eukaryota; Viridiplantae; Streptophyta; Magnoliopsida; Fabales; Fabaceae. Gene Ontology annotation, molecular function: RNA binding.